AUGUCCACCCUCGAGGAGCUCGACGAUCUUGAGCACGAUGGCCGUGAAGACAAGGACGAGAAGAAGGAGGACGGCCGGGGCAAAAAAGACGGCUCCGGAAACAACGCCACGGUAGAAGACGCCGACGACGAGGACAUGAAGGAUGCCGAGACAGAAGAGGAUGACGUGCUGGACGAGGAGAUUCUCAGCCUCAGCACCCAGGAAAUCAUAACCCGCCGACGACUAUUGGAAAACGAAUCCCGGAUAAUGCGAAGCGAGUACCAGCGCCUGUCACACGAAAGAGCAACAAUGGCCGAGAAAAUCAAGGACAACCAGGACAAGAUCGCUAACAACCGGCAGCUUCCUUACCUUGUCGGCAAUGUGGUUGAGUUGCUAGAUCUUGAUCCUACUGCGGAGUCAUCGGAGGAGGGCGCCAAUAUCGACCUCGACGCAACACGGGUAGGCAAAUCGGCAGUGAUUAAGACCUCUACGCGGCAGACCAUCUUUCUGCCUCUGAUCGGCUUGGUCGACCCCGAGACCUUGAAGCCGGGCGACCUCAUCGGUGUCAACAAGGACUCGUAUCUCAUUCUCGACACUCUGCCGGCCGAGUACGACAGCCGUGUCAAGGCCAUGGAGGUUGACGAGAAGCCGACAGAGAAGUACAGUGAUGUCGGCGGCUUGGAUAAGCAGAUAGAGGAAUUGGUCGAGGCUAUUGUGUGGCCGAUGAAGGAGGCCGAGCGCUUCAAGAAGAUCGGUAUCAAGGCACCAAAGGGCGCCCUGAUGUACGGUCCUCCCGGUACCGGCAAGACGCUGCUGGCGCGUGCAUGCGCAGCCCAGACGGACGCGACCUUUCUCAAGCUGGCCGGCCCCCAGCUGGUGCAGAUGUUCAUCGGCGACGGCGCGAAGCUGGUGCGCGACUGUUUUGCCCUGGCUAAGGAGAAGGCGCCGGCAAUCAUCUUCAUUGACGAGCUGGAUGCCGUCGGCACGAAGCGAUUCGACUCGACCAAGUCCGGCGACCGCGAGGUGCAGCGGACGAUGCUGGAACUGCUCAACCAGCUAGACGGCUUCGCGUCCGACGAUCGGAUCAAGGUGCUGGCGGCAACGAACCGUGUCGACGUGCUGGACCCCGCGCUGCUGCGAUCUGGCCGCCUCGACCGCAAGAUUGAGUUCCCCCUGCCUAACGAGGAGGCGCGGGCGCAGAUCCUCAAGAUCCACAGCCGCAAGAUGAAGAUCGAUGCCCACGUCAACUGGGGCGAACUGGCCCGCAGCACCGACGAGUUUGGCGGCGCCAUGCUCAAGGCCGUCUGCGUCGAGGCUGGCAUGAUCGCCCUUCGCAUGGGCAAAAACCGCAUCAGCCAUGAGCACUACGUUGAUGCCAUUGCCGAGGUCCAGGCCAAGAAGAAGGACACUGUCAAUUUCUACGCUUAA
Molecule: messenger RNA, 1407 nt
Organism: Grosmannia clavigera kw1407
Lineage: Eukaryota; Fungi; Ascomycota; Sordariomycetes; Ophiostomatales; Ophiostomataceae
Product: 26S protease regulatory subunit 6a
Exons: 4
Coding region: 1-1407 (468 amino acids)
Biological process (GO): proteasome-mediated ubiquitin-dependent protein catabolic process
Cellular component (GO): proteasome regulatory particle, base subcomplex
Molecular function (GO): proteasome-activating activity; ATP hydrolysis activity; ATP binding
Source: RefSeq, a predicted model, not a curated record